Pararge aegeria (speckled wood butterfly) is the source of this 817-nucleotide messenger RNA. It is a transcript of the gene Tcs1, whose product is annotated as yrdC domain-containing protein, mitochondrial. Gene Ontology annotation, molecular function: double-stranded RNA binding; nucleotidyltransferase activity; tRNA binding. Bases 20 to 763 code for a protein of 247 amino acids. The transcript has a single exon. Lineage: Eukaryota; Metazoa; Arthropoda; Insecta; Lepidoptera; Nymphalidae. The record is from RefSeq and is a predicted model, not a curated record. Gene Ontology annotation, biological process: regulation of translational fidelity. Gene Ontology annotation, cellular component: cytoplasm.
UAAGUAAUAGUAAAAAAGUAUGAACAAUUUGAGAAAGUUUAACUUUCAUUCUAGUUAUAUAGUGAGAAAUAAAAGUGUAUCCCCAAAGAUGAAGUUUGACAAGAUGGCUUCAGUAAUUCCUUGUGACCAAGUAAAGUCAUGCGUAAAAGCUGCAGAUUUAUUAUCAACCGGUCAUGUGAUAGCAGUGCCUACAGAUACUGUGUAUGGGCUAGCAUGCAGUGCCAAUUGUCCAGAAUCAAUAAAAAAAUUGUACAGUAUUAAAGGUAGGGACUCGGCCAAACCUGUUGCUAUAUGUGUGACAUAUAUAAAAGAUAUCAGAAAAUGGGGUGAAGCAGCACAUCUAAGUGACAAGUUACUUUAUAGUUUGUUACCUGGACCUGUAACAUUAGUGUUAGAAAAAACUAAAUAUCUUGAUAAUCCAUUCCUAAAUCCGCACACAACUAAAAUCGGUAUACGUAUUCCAAAUCACAGGUUUAUAAAUGAUGUGACAAAAAUGUUUAAUAAACCAUUGGCAUUAACUAGUGCCAAUUUUAGUAACGAGCCUUCUACACUAUGUGUGAAAGAGUUUGAGCAUUUAUAUGGAUAUUUGGGUGCCGUUUUUGACGGUGGGGUCCUCAGCCAGGGGUUAGAGCAAAAUAGAACAGGUUCUACAGUUAUAGACUUGUCUGUUGAAGGUACUUAUAAAAUUAUAAGAAAGGGAAUUUCCUAUGAGAAGAUUGUUGAGAUAGUUCAAAGACAUGGUUUAAUCUGUAUUGUGAAAUAAAGUUUUAAGAAAAGUGAAAGAAAUUAUAAUUGUUUUAGUAAAUUGUGAGCUUUU